GACAGUACCGUCACAGGCCUGUGCGCCACACUUUUCACUGUUGAUGAGUUUGGGCGUGGGCUGCGGUUACGCGCUCAGUCCCGCCUUCCCCUGCGCGCUGCACAUUGUUCGCUGCAUUCUACUCUGACCUCACCGGGUGCUCUGCUUUCUUGCCAGCGCCGUCGAACUCACGGGUUGCAAUCUACCGUAGAGAAAUGACGGCAGUAACACUGCUGAAAACGGCGAAAAGCACGUAGUGUGAAUGGUAAGAGAAAGAAAUAAUAAUAUUAUCACGGCAUCGCCCAGUAUGCGCUAAAAAGAGUGCAACACGGCCCGAGCGAUUGUCUAUAUUCUCUCAUCACGUUCUGUCCUCGAGGACAUCGACAACGUCGUGUUUUUCUGGUGUUGUGAAGAUGACCGAGUAUAAGCUGGUGGUGGUUGGGGCAGGUGGUGUGGGCAAAAGUGCACUCACCAUUCAACUCAUUCAGAAUCACUUUGUUGAUGAAUAUGAUCCCACUAUUGAGGACUCUUACAGAAAGCAGGUGGUGAUUGACGGGGAGACGUGCCUGCUGGACAUCCUGGACACUGCAGGUCAGGAGGAGUACAGCGCCAUGAGGGACCAGUACAUGAGGACCGGCGAGGGUUUUCUGUGUGUGUUUGCCAUCAACAACACCAAGUCCUUUGAGGACAUCCACCAGUACAGGGAGCAGAUAAAGCGGGUGAAGGACUCAGACGAUGUGCCCAUGGUGCUUGUGGGCAAUAAGUGUGACCUGCCAUCGCGCACAGUGGACACGCGUCAGGCCCAGGAGCUCGCCCGCAGCUAUGGCAUCCCUUACAUCGAGACCUCUGCCAAGACCCGACAGGGAGUGGAAGACGCCUUUUACACCCUGGUGAGAGAGAUCAGGCAGCACAAACUGAGGAAGCUCAACCCGCCUGAUGACAACGGACAGGACUGCUUCAAGUGUCGCUGUGUAUUGUCAUGACCAGCCAUCGUGGGCCCCCGCGGAUCAGAAUUUAGGAGCAGAGCAGCUAAAUGGACCUCACAUGCCACACCUCCGGUGACAUACUGCGGAAAGGGGGCAGCUUUUCAGCGUCGCACACAGACGCCUGCAAGCCUGAGCCUGAGUUUGAACCCAUUUGCCGGAGGCUCCCACAGCCCUCAGGGUUGGCCUUGAGGGACAGCCAAGACUGAAGCACGGACAGAAUCAGGCCUAAACCACUGCAGUCUCAUCACUGGGCUAGCCCUGGCUAUGCCCCUGAAUGCUACACACAGAUUUGAUUUAUUUGAGGCGGACUUGUAGACGGCGAGUCAAUGCUUUGUUAUUUGCCUUUGUUUUAAUUUUAAUUUUUUUUAUUUAAUUGUAUUUGGAAGAAGAUGGUCACACUCCACCACUGAGGGUGAUUGAUCUGCAGUGUAAUAAUAACCAGCUGCUUCAGAGGAGAUUUUGUCUGUCUGUCUGUCUGUCUGUGUUUGUGUGUGUGUGUGCUUGCGUGCGCGUGCGGUCCAAGUGCCCACAGAUCUCCCUCCCACACACUAGAGCAUUAUCCCUAAAAAUAGGACAUGUUGUGAUUGUUAAUAUGCAGUGAGUUAAAUGUAAGUCUCAGUGCAAUAGUAUUUUUUUUUUUACUUAAAUUCAAGGUACUGUGAGUAGUUAAAAUGAGUUGUUAUUGUCUGUACACAAUGCCUUGUGGGAAACAUAUCCAAAUGCUCUCACACAAAGCCUGCAAAGACUGAUUACCAUAUUUUGUGGAAGACUUCUUCUCAUGGGUGGAAAAAUAAGCGUGUGUGAGUCUUUUUGGCACACUGACCACCCAGCCCCUCACUCUAAUCCCGGAAAUAACGCAGUGCAUUGAAAGACUGGUCAUCGGAAUGAGCGGUUUACUAAUACUGGAAUCUAAUUCUCUGGAACUCUGUGUUUAUCACCAUCCAGGCAUUGCUGUUUUUCCUCUUUUUAAUGAGUGCCUGUGUAGAGACCUUGACACAUGUUAAGUCCCUUCUAGAGUCAGUACGGCUACACGAAGGGACUGGCAUAUUAGGCAGAAUCUAAAAUGGUUUUCUAAUGUGUUUCCAGCCAUCACUGUGCUAUGCAUAGGUUCAGAAUGAAUGGAUAAUGUGUGAAUUUAUUGGCAUACAGACCUGACAGGUAUUGUAUGGAUACUUAAUUUUAAUAUUAGAGGAGUGUUAAAUGUACUGUGUGUUUGUUUUUACCAUGCUUCUUUCUUGGUGUUAUGAGUGUUUCAGGUGUCCCACUUCUCUCCAUCUCUGAAAUGCUCACCAUCUCCAAUAGAAAAUAGGGUGAGACAGAAUGAUUUACCUGGAUUGAAAGAAUAUGUAUUAAAAUGGUUCUCUUGGUGUCUUUGUUGAUAGUGCUGAUAUAUCCUCCUGAAUGGCAAGGCAUUCUCUUGUUUUCUCUCUCCUGCAUGGCAGCCUAGAAAAGACAUGGCUGCUUUUUUUUGUUGGAUUUCACUUUGUCCAUAUGACUUACUGACACAUCAACAAACGUUGAGCAGUGGCUGAUAGAAUGACCACAGAUGAUAAUGAUAUUUUAUUAUUAUUAUUAUUAUGCUAUCUAGAUGUUUGUUGUGCCGGUACUGGUUAACAUCCUGUUAUAAGGACAUUGCCAGAGUGGUCCGUUUUCAGGGUUGGGUUUAUUGAUAAACACAGGAGUAUGAUAAGGGAGACCACUGAGUGUUUAAUGCCAUUAAAUAGCAUGAACCUUUAAAAAUGACAGCAUUUUACAGAGAUUUGGAACUGUCUCAUUUUUUUUAUUAUUCAUGUGCUCCGUAAUGGUGAAACAAGGUCAAAUUUCCUUUUUGGGUAAAUUCGCAAAACCAUUGUAGAAGUGAACACAUGUUCAGAUAUGGUAACAUUCACUCAUUUGUCAAAAGAGGGGUUUCUCUUAAAAUCUUAUCGUUUAGCCAACCCUGAGACCAAACUUAAUCAUGACUUAUUUACCUCCAAAUCUAGUGUCUUGGUGUAAUCCUCUAUUUCAGAGGAUAUGGGAAUUUGUGUGUGUGUGUGCGCAUGUGUGUCAUCUUUUUAGUUCUUCCUUGUUAUGGCAGAUUCCUUGACCUUUGUGCUCCACUGAAGAUGGUCAACAUGAGCCCAUUGUGCUUGAGCCUACUUCCUCUUGCCCAAACCACCUUUUUAGUUUUUAUUUGAUCAAAUUAGCCACUUUUGUUUACCCUGGUUAAAAAUGUACAAACAACUUUCAGUAUAUUGGCUAGUAUCUGGAGAAUGCUUUCCAAAUACAGGUGUUUUGUAUUUGGUGGUUUUUGUUUCUUGUAAUCAUUAAUUUUGAAUUCUAAAUGACUUGAUGCACAUUUUUUAUUUCUAAAAGGGUACACCAUGCGUUUAAAAGAAAGUCAUUGUGUACUGUUAUUGUUCCUCUUAAAGCUCACUGGCCACUUGGUUUUAGCAUGAUUUGGAAAUCAGAUCAGAUUUGACUCAUAACAUUAAAGUAAAGUAUGUAUCGUACCUCUAUGAAACAGAAAACGGCAGAAUCUUAACUGUGAGCAUUUUAAAUGUGAAUAUGUUCCUCUGUUCUUACUAAUGUAUCUUGUACACUACCAUCAUCAAAUUGACACUUGAGUGCUUUGUAUUACUUUACUGAAUGUUGGACUGCUGUAAGGAACUGUCAUACUGAAAAGCCUUUGUUAUCCGUUCCUUCUUACCCAUCCAAGGAUGGUGUUUGCUUUCCUUUGUGUCAAUUCUAAAAACUUGUGUUUCACCUAAUUUGAGGUUGGAAAACAAAUGACCCACUACCUACUACUGUUUCUGCUGCUAUUAUUAUCUGCCUCUACGCUUGAGUGGAGAGCAGAAUUAAAGGAUGUAACUUUAACAUUUAAA
This is a messenger RNA of Clupea harengus (Atlantic herring), 3829 nucleotides long. Its product is annotated as GTPase HRas-like. Gene Ontology annotation, molecular function: GTP binding; GTPase activity. Gene Ontology annotation, cellular component: membrane. Lineage: Eukaryota; Metazoa; Chordata; Actinopteri; Clupeiformes; Clupeidae. The record is from RefSeq and is a predicted model, not a curated record. Gene Ontology annotation, biological process: signal transduction.